UCUCAGCUGUCAACCAUAGCUCUGCAGUCUGCACUCCUCUCUUGCUCUCUCCAUCGUCUCUCUUCGCUCUCAUUCCGUGAAGCUCGCUCGGCCCCUUUGCCUCAUUUUUUCGUCAAAGUACCAACAUAGUGGCGACGACGACGUUCUUCUGUGCGGCAGUCAGCGAGCCUCUCACUUCAACCUCUGACUUCGUGUCUCUCUCUCUCUCACUCAUUGGAAAAGACGUCACAAUGAGGAAUGCAAGUAAGAGGAAGAGAGAAGCCCAACAUGGUCCACAACAAAACAAGAAACAUUCCACGAAAUCACUUUCUCGAUCUCAAGCUAACCCUAAGCCCCAGGAGGAGUACUUCGAGGAGAAGCGCAACUUGGAAGAUUUGUGGAGAGAAGUUUUCCUUGUUGGAACAGAGUGGGACCAAUUGGAUUCUGUAUAUCAGUACAAGUGGAAUUUCUCUAAUCUGGAAAAUGCAUUUGAAGAGGGCGGUGUUCUACAUGGGAAAAGGGUUUACCUUUUUGGUUGCACUGAGCCUCAACAAGUCUGCUUUAAAGAUGUAGAAAAAGUUGUCUUCGUACCUAUUAUUGUCGCUGUAGUAUCACCUUUCCCACCAUCUGAUAAAAUUGGGAUUACCUCUGUUCAAAGAGAGAAUGAAGAGAUUAUUCCCAUGAAACAAAUGAAAAUGGAUUGGAUCCCAUAUAUGCCUCCAAAGGACCGAUUGAAGUCUCAAAUAUUUAUCUUGAGUUGCACCCAAAGGAGGUCUGCUUUAAAACAUCUAAAGUUGGAACAAGUAAAAAAGUAUGAGUACUGCUUGCCAUAUUUCUACCAUCCAUUCAAGGAAGACGAACUUGAACAAAGUACCGAGGUUCAAAUAUUGUUUCCAACAGAGCCGAAGCCGGUCUUUUGUACAUUUGAUUGGGAGUUUGAAGAUCUUGAGGAGCUCACUAAUGCUGUCAUACAAGAUGAGGAAUUAUCAGCAGAUCAAAAAGAUGUCUUCAAGGAAUUUGUCAAGGAAAGAGUACGUGAAGCAAAGAAAGCUAAUAAAGAGGCAAGGGAAGCUCGGAGGAAAGCCAUUGAGGAAAUGAGUGAGGAAACUAAAGCUGCAUUUGAAAAUAUAAGAUUUUACAAAUUCUAUCCUGUGCAAAGUCCAGAUGCUCCUGAUGUGUCAAAGAAGUGUAACGUCAUUAACAGGUAUUAUGGAAAGGCUCAUGAGUAUCUGUGAUUUGCUCCCAGACGACGAUGUUGACGGCUUAAAACUUUCCAUGCUUGUUUUGCGUGUAGCUAGAAGUGGUCUGGUUGUUGUUUACCGUUCUCAGUGGCGUAGUUAUUAAGAUCGAACAGGUAAUUAACUCUAUCAGAGUAUUGGGUUAUUGGAUUACUAGUUCAUCCAUUGAAUCGCAAAUUGAUCUGUUAGAUUGGUUAUAAUUAAAUAGAUAUAUAUAAUUAUAUUUCAUUCUUUUCAUAAUAAGUAUUUUUUUUAAUUUUAUUUUGGUAUUAAUUUAACCAUUACUUUUUAAUUUCAAUAAUCAUUAGACAGUUUAUACCUAUAUUAUAUAUUUCUAUUUAUUAAAACAAUAUCAUAUAGUUAUAGAAAGAGGAAAUUUAUUAUGACUAAUAGUGUUUGUCCUUUUUUUCUAAUUUAUAAAUAUUUAAUAAAAAUUAUUAUUCAUUUUAACAAUUUUAUAUAAUUUAUAAAAAAAUAUAGUUAAUUGGAGAAAGAACGAGUACAAAACUAAAAUUAAAUUUUAUUUUGGUAUUAAAUUAACUAUUACUUUUUAAUUUCAAUAAUUCAUUACGUA
Messenger RNA from Arachis stenosperma, 1791 nucleotides. RefSeq names its product protein HEAT INTOLERANT 4-like. The record is from RefSeq and is a predicted model, not a curated record. Lineage: Eukaryota; Viridiplantae; Streptophyta; Magnoliopsida; Fabales; Fabaceae. Gene Ontology annotation, biological process: regulation of cellular response to heat. The transcript is spliced from 14 exons. Bases 231 to 1214 code for a protein of 327 amino acids.